GCGGCGCCGUGACAGAUAUGGAAACAUGGCAACGACAAGCACCACCGAGGAAACGAUGGAGCAGCACAGAGAUGAUGGAGUGGAAGAAGACAGGUCUAUGUCUAGAUCUGACAGUGGGAGUGGAGAUGAUUCCUUGGACGGCCUUCCAAGUCAUGCCCCCCGGUGCCCACUGACCCCCUCACUGUCUCCAAGGAAGCGCACCACCAGCCAAUCGAAGACAGAGCCACCGCUGCUGAGGACCAAUAAGAGGACCAUCUACACUGCUGGCAGACCACCUUGGUACAACGUCACAGGGACCACCUUCAAAGAGGCCUUCGUCAUCGGUCUUUGCGGAGGAAGUGCGUCUGGGAAAACCACAGUUGCCACUAAGAUAAUAGAGGCGCUGGACGUUCCCUGGGUGGUUCUGCUCUCCAUGGACUCUUUCUAUAAGGUGCUGAAUAAAGAACAGCAGGAGCUAGCAGCCAAAAAUGAGUAUAACUUUGACCACCCUGACGCCUUUGACUUUGAGCUGCUGGUCACCGUCCUCAGGAAGCUGAAGAAAGGCAAGAGCGUCAAAGUCCCAGUGUAUGACUUCACCUCACACUGCAGACGUAAAGAAUGGAAAACUGUGUAUGGGGCCAAUGUUGUCAUCUUUGAGGGCAUCCUGGCAUUUGCCAACAAGGAGCUGCUGAAGUUGUUGGACAUGAAAGUGUUUGUGGACACAGACUCGGACAUCCGGCUAGUACGGAGGCUGAAGAGGGACAUCUCAGAACGUGGGCGGGACAUCAGUGGCGUCAUCAAACAGUACAACAAGUUUGUAAAGCCGGCUUUUGAGCAGUACAUUGAGCCCACAGUUCAGGUGGCUGACAUCGUGGUGCCCAGAGGUGGAGAGAACUUUGUAGCGUUAGAUCUGAUUGUCCAACACGUCCACAGUCAGCUGGAGAAGCGCGAGAUCACAGUGAGAUCGGCCUUGGCUUCAGCACACCAGGGACAGCCCUUACCCAAGACCCUCAGUGUCAUGGAGAGCACGCCACAGGUCCGCGGCAUGCACACCAUCAUCAGGAACAAGGAGACCAACCGAGAUGAGUUUAUCUUUUACUCCAAGAGAUUAAUGAGGCUGCUGAUAGAGCAUGCCCUCUCUUUUCUACCGCUCAAGCCAGUAUCAGUAGAGACGCCCCAGGGUGGCGUCUAUGAAGGCAAGAGGCUCAGUGGUAAAAGGAUAACUGGUGUGUCCAUCCUGAGAGCCGGGGAGACCAUGGAGCAGGCACUGAUGGCUGUCUGCAAAGAUAUCCGCCUGGGGAAGAUCCUGAUCCAGACCAACCAUGAUACAGGGGAACCAGAGCUUCACUACCUUCGCCUGCCAAAAGAUAUCAGUGAAGACUAUGUCAUUCUGAUGGACAGCACUGUGUCCACCGGAGCGGCUGCCCUCAUGGCUGUCAGAGUUCUGCUGGACCAUGAUGUAGCAGAAGACAAGAUCUUCUUGUUGUCCCUACUGAUGGCUGAGAUGGGUGUCCACUCAGUGGCCUAUGCCUUCCCUAAGGUCCGAAUCAUCACCACUGCCGUGGACAAGGGGGUCAACGACCAGUUCCACAUCAUACCAGGCAUCGGUAAUUUUGGAGAUCGGUACUUUGGCACUGACGCUCCUUCAGACUGGUAUGAAAGCGAUGAAGGGAUGGACUACUAAAGACAGAGGGGAAUCAAUGGAAAUGGAGAGAUAUCAUUUAAGCGCUUAGCCAUUAAUGCCAUGAAACGGCUCUUCUCCUCCCCUCACUGCCCUGCUCUGUCACCGUCCUCUUAUCCAGGAGGAGAUGCCAUUUGAACGGCUGCCAAUUGAAAUCACAGGAAACUGAAUGGGGUUUACUGUUAGGCCAGUGAUUUCAUUGAAGCCAGCCAGUAUUCAGCCAGUAUUUCCAUCAGAAACACAAGAAUCUCAGAAGAUCUUCCCUGUUUACAUUCAUGGAAUUGUGACCGACGUCUCCAUUCGGACACCUUAAUGAGCAAUCCUGUUUAGAUCAGUGGGAGAAGAAUGGGCAUCUCCAUUCACAUGAGGGAACUAAACUGGAUUGAAAUCUAAGUGUGCUCAUCCGUGGUUUGUGCAUCUAUCUAUCUCCCUAAUGGGUGAAAGGUCACAGUGUUACCUUUUCCUCCUAAGGAAGAUGUAUGAUAUUAGCCAGGCUUCACCAGGCUGGGACGCCGUUAGCACACAGCCCAGCCCACUCUGUUAAAACUGGAUCGGCUUCCCACAGACCACUUUUCUACAUGUCAGGUGCUCCAGUGCAAGCCAGUGGCACCAAGGUGAUUUUAACAGCCAAGCUACCUAUUAAGUAAAAUGCUUGAGGAGGAUGAUGUUGACAAGUAACAGUCAUUUUCACAGGCUUAGAAAUUUAGAAAGGAACGUGGUUGAUACUGAAGUGUUUGAAAACAUGCGUUAUGCAUUUAUUGACAGUCUUAAUUUAGUGGCCCUUUUUCCAACUUUUAGUGCAGUGCUGCUUUUACCAUCAUGACUGAACCUUUGGGUAUUUAGCUCUCUUAUUUUGUUUUAUUCUGACCGAUGGACUUUUUAUUCUCAAUUUAGGUGGUAUGGAAUAGGCCAGAUUUUCUUCAGGUAAUCAUGUGGAAGACAUUUUACUUGAGAGGUGAUGCAGUUGAGUAAGUUUACACGCAGCUCUCAAUACCACAGUUAUCCAGGAUGUGGUUUAUGUAGGGAACAUUAUACUGUGAUGGACCAUGAUUUAUUAUGAAUUAAUGCCACUAUAUAAUUGCCUCCCUGCCAGUUGCAAGGUGUGUUUGACUACCUGUCAUCAUAUAUAGUUUGAUGCAUCUCUAUAAAGUCAGCAACUGGUCGACCAGAUUAAUUUAGGGAUGAAAAUAAACCACAUCACUCGAUUAAGCAAAGUUUCUCUUAAUUUUUGUGUGCCUCAGAAAACUGCAGAUGUUUGAGAGGGAAACCUCCAGAAAGAGCUGUAGGCUGUAAGUCUAGUUAAGCCCCCUAUAUCAUUCAUGAGCAGAUAUCUAUGCUGUCAUAAAGGCAAUUUUAUUUUAGGUGGUAUUCAGAAAAAAGGGACAAUAUUGCUCUAUAGUGGAGAGUAAAGACUGACUGAUAGUCAAGGGAAAUAGGCAGAUAUUUGAGGAUGUUUAUAUAUAUUUUGCUUUGUCUGUUUUAGAUUUUAAUGCUCUCAGCUAUUGCUGUAUUUAAUUCUCUUUCUUAUUGUUUUAUUUACAGUAGUCUACCACAGCAGUAAGGCCCUUUAUGUCACAUCCUCUGUUUCUCUUUCAGAAUAGGCUCCUCACCCUCUGCACUAAGUGUUGCUGUUCUUUGCAACCUCAUUCCCUUUGCAGUCUGUCAGCACUGUACGGGGAAGGAAGUGCUUAACUCACAGAACUUGAAUGGAUUAGAACGGGCAUGGAACUGUGUGCUGUGGUCAUUUGGCUACUUCAGAAUAAAAUGACGACAGCGCACAUUCAGCGCAGUAAAGUGUGUCACACCUUCUGAACAACCAGGAAGAUGUGCUGUGGCUGCUUGCUGAAAGUAGUGAAUAAAUCUGAGUAGUGACUGACCUCUCUGACCUGCUGAUCCUGAUCCUGCUGCGUUGAUUUAAAUGGGAACGUCCGUUCUGUUCCAGUUCAAGUUCUGUAACUAAACUGCCACAUGUCAGCCGAAACAUCACUUCCUAUGAUGAGGUGGGAGGGUUGGGUUGCCUACUUUAGCAUUUUGCUAAGGGGACCCAUUACA
This is a messenger RNA of Myripristis murdjan (pinecone soldierfish), 3712 nucleotides long. Its product is annotated as uridine-cytidine kinase-like 1. Bases 26 to 1663 code for a protein of 545 amino acids. The transcript is spliced from 15 exons. Gene Ontology annotation, molecular function: kinase activity; ATP binding. The record is from RefSeq and is a predicted model, not a curated record. NCBI's taxonomy places the organism in Eukaryota, Metazoa, Chordata, Actinopteri, Holocentriformes, Holocentridae.